AAAUCCACCCACAUACACUCAUUUAACCAGCGCCGGAGCAGACAAACGCCUCCUGCACCUCCACCUAACAACAUCAGUCCUGCGUCCUAGUUUUGAGACACCAUAUCUGGAACCAAAACUAUUUCAUUCGAAGGAAAUACAUGUGGACUUUUAUGAGAGAAUAACGGAUCUGCUUUUUAUUUUUAUAUUAAACAUAUAUAUACAUUUAAAUCUACCCUAUUCUUACAUCAGUAAGACAUAUUAAUAGGGUAAAAUGGAAAGGAUUACCAGUGCUCAGCCUCCUCCAUGUAUGGCCAAACACGGCUCGCUGGAUAUCUCGGACAUGCAAGGAAUGGACUUUCCCAUGUACGUGUAUAAACCCCGGCGGGGAAUGAAGCGCAGUGAGGACAGCAAGGAUACGUACAAAUUGCCUCAUCGGUUGAUCGAGAAGAAAAGGAGAGACAGAAUAAACGAGUGCAUCGCGCAGUUGAAGGAUCUGCUGCCCGAACACCUUAAACUCACUACUCUGGGACACUUGGAGAAGGCUGUAGUGUUGGAGCUCACGCUCAAGCAUGUGAAAGCUCUUAACAACCUCCUGGAGCAGCAGCAGCAGAAGAUCAUUUCCUUGCAGAAUGGAAUGCAAAUCGGUGAACAGGGCAGUGGGCACUCAGAAAACAGCGAGGAGAUAUUCCGUUCUGGGUUCCACUUGUGUGCCAAGGAGGUUCUACAGUUCCUGGCCAACCAGGAGACCGUGCAUGACAUGACGCCUUCUCACAUAAUCAACCACCUUCAAAAAGUGGCGUCUGAGUUAAUUCAAAGCCCACCAAGCCCUCGUCUGGAUGAGCCCACUCCCAAAGCUCAAGAAAGCAGGGAGAAACCGGCAAGCCCACAACCGAAAGCAGCAGAGGGCCAUGCUAAAAACUGUGUUCCUGUUAUACAAAGGACUUAUCCACAUAGCAGUGAGCAAAGUGGGAGCGAUACGGAUACUGACAGCGGCUAUGGGGGCGAGCUCGAGAAGCGGGAACUGAAAGCCCAGCGGCCAAUCUACUACGGCAAAGAUGCUGGAGAUCUCAAGUACAACAGCAGCAUUAAAGAAGAGCUGGAUGAGCCACAGGCCAAGCGGCAGAGGUCCGACUCUUCAGAAGAUGAAUCUCUGUCGGGGCACGAUGUGGUGGGUGGCCACAGCCCCUACAUGAGCUUUUCUCCACACCAGCCCCUUUGCAUGCCCUUCUACCUCCUUCCACCUGGAGCAACCGCCGCAUACUUGCCCAUGCUGGAGAAGUGCUGGUACCCAGGAAACAUGCCCAUAUUGUACCCAGGCCUCGGCGGCUCCCCGGUGGGUAUGUCUCCUGAGAAACUCCCAUCGUCCUUGGUCAUGUCCUCAAGAGUGGGCUCCCCCAUCACCACUCCGAGCUCCAUGGACUCACCUGCACUCCUGCAGGCCCUGAAACAAGUCCCACCAUUAAACCUGGAAACUAAAGACUGAGGACUCCCUCUGGGGUCCGCCGAUAGCCUGCUCUCUGAAUGUCUGGGUCUUGAGAGUGGACUCCCCUGCUGCAUAAGCUCCCGAAAAGGGUUCGGUUGAAGAGGGCACGAAGGCAAAGUUCAAAGAAGCGCCCUCAAGUAUGGCGAACAGCUGUUCUGAUUCCUUUCAGACGUACGACAGCCUCCCUUAAACCGUAGAGACAAACACACACACACACACACGCUCUUAUCAACUCCCUCCACAACCAGCAGACACACACCUAGAGAUGGAACGGUCCGCGUGAACGCAGACGGGUAAAGGAGGCCCCGUGCAAAGCACUGUGAGACACUGUGAAGAAAGUCAAAAUGAGGACAGUGAGCUCUGUCCUUCCAGAGAAGGGACCUGGGGUGGGCGAACGGCUGCUCUCUGCACUUAUGCCGAAUGUCAAGUCGAAAACAAUACAAAACAAUAAACCAGAAUGUGACGUGCAGACGGUCCCCCAACGAUAAGGACUUUGCCCUUUGCACAAGCACCUUUUCAUUUGUUGAAUGUAAAUGAAAAAGUCAUUUUUGUAACAAACCCACCCCUGUAGAUGCUGCUUUUUUGGACAUUUCUCUGUGCGUGGAUGCUUGAUCAGGAAGCUCCACUCUCUUCUGCUUCUGUGACUGCUUUAACCGAUAAGAACCGUCCUUUUAGACUAGAGUGACACCAAAUAAAUGUCUUUGCUUUUGUUGACCGGAGCGCACGCGCGUGCACGUUUGUCAUCUCGUGCUGACCUUUGUCUCCUGAGACGUGACGCUCGUGUAAAUACGGGAGUCAUGUAAUCACGUCUCCGCUGUAGCUUUUGAGUUUCUCAUCCAUUCGUGCACGUAGGUGAAGUUGCUGUGAGGUAACUGUGUUGUGUAAUUAUUUUGUUUAUACUACUUGUACAUCUGUAUUUUUGAUACGUGACCCACACUUAAGUUCACGAGUUUUAGACAGCCGAGCGCUGUGUGCCAUGAGAUUGUGUACAUAGCUUCGGACCUAGACUCGAUCUGCAUCAUGUUCUGUGUUCAUUUCUGGUCAAAUUAUGACAGAUCUUUGUUCAUCCUGUUGCCUUUACCUAUUUAAAGCAGUAAACACGAUGGCGGAUAUCUACAGAAUCCUGGAUUCUACAUAGAAGCAAAAGAAAGUGAAUGUAAUGUUGAAAAAAAUAUAAUAGUUUUGUAUAGGAAGAGGUACUUUUUAUUUUGGGACCUAGAGAAGGUUGCUUGAUGUAUAUAUUUUGUCUAAAGUAUUGUUGACAUAUUAAAGAAAAAGUAUUAAUAAACUUUUUUUUUCCUGUGGAAA
Messenger RNA from Carassius auratus (goldfish), 2773 nucleotides. RefSeq names its product basic helix-loop-helix family, member e40 (gene bhlhe40). The transcript is spliced from 5 exons. Gene Ontology annotation, biological process: regulation of DNA-templated transcription. The record is from RefSeq and is a predicted model, not a curated record. Gene Ontology annotation, molecular function: DNA binding; protein dimerization activity. NCBI's taxonomy places the organism in Eukaryota, Metazoa, Chordata, Actinopteri, Cypriniformes, Cyprinidae. Bases 254 to 1465 code for a protein of 403 amino acids.